CCUUCCUUUCAACACUCUCUUGUCUUUAACCUGCAUUCAUAUUCAUAUAUAUAUGUAUAAUAGCUAAGCUCCAUUUACUAAAUCUUCAAUUUUUCUCUAUCAUUUUCCUUCUUCAAUUCAAUAAUGGCAAUCUUUUUUCUCCAUUUUCUUCUCUUGCUCAUUGUUGUCCCUUCUACAAAUGCUGGUUAUUGGCCACCUUCUCCUGGCUAUUAUCCAAGUUCCAAGUUUAGGUCUAUGAGCUUUUAUCAAGGAUUUAGAAACCUUUGGGGCCCUAAUCAUCAAAAUGUAGAUAAUAAUGGCAUUAAUAUUUGGCUUGAUAGAAAUUCAGGAAGUGGAUUCAAGUCAAUUAAACCAUUUCGAUCAGGGUAUUUUGGUGCUUCCAUUAAACUCCAACCUGGUUAUACUGCUGGUGUUAUUACAGCUUUUUACCUUUCAAAUAAUGAAGCUCAUCCAGGGUACCAUGAUGAAGUGGACAUAGAAUUUCUUGGAACAACAUUUGGGAAGCCUUAUACAUUGCAAACCAAUGUUUAUAUUAGAGGAAGCGGAGAUGGGAAAAUUGUAGGAAGAGAAAUGAAGUUUCAUUUGUGGUUUGAUCCAACAAAGGAAUUUCAUCACUAUGCUAUUCUGUGGAGUCCUAGAGAGAUCAUAUUUCUUGUGGAUGAUGUGCCAAUAAGGAGGUAUGCUAGGAAGAGUAUUGCAACAUUUCCACUAAGGCCAAUGUGGUUAUAUGGAUCAAUAUGGGAUGCAUCUUCUUGGGCAACUGAGGAUGGAAAAUACAAAGCCGAUUAUAGGUACCAACCAUUCUACGGGAAAUUCACGAACUUUAAGGCAAGCGGUUGCACCGCCUAUUCAUCGCGAUGGUGCCACCCCGUGUCCGCUUCACCAUCCAGGUCCGGAGGCCUUACCAGGCAACAACGUCAAGCCAUGAAUUGGGUUCAUAGUCACUACUUGGCUUAUGACUAUUGUCGAGACUCCAAAAGAGACCAUUCCCUAACACCGGAAUGCUGGCGUUAAGCGAACUGCAAAAGCUGUGAGAUGUAAAAGUACAUGGGUGGAAGUGUCAAUCUUUCAUAGGAUUAUCCUAUUUUGUGCGAACUACCCUUCUUCUUUUUUUGUCUUUUUUUUAAUUUUUUUUAUUGGGUGUGGGAAUUGUAUGGUGGGGGGAUGGGGGAGGAGUCUUGAGAUGGGUCCCACUUUGUUAAUAGCAAUUGUUGGAGUAGUUGAGCGUCCAAGCCUAUAUCCUCCAAAAGGCAAAAAUACAAAAGGGAUGAAAAUGGUGUGUCUUUUUAUUUGUGUAAUUUUGGUGAAAUAUUAAUUUACCAAUUUUAUUAGCAUAUAUAGACAAAACGAGAAGUGCAUUCACUUUGUUAUUUCUCAAUAAAUUAAAGCAAAAGUGUUUUGUA
Nicotiana tabacum (common tobacco) is the source of this 1403-nucleotide messenger RNA. The record is from RefSeq and is a predicted model, not a curated record. NCBI's taxonomy places the organism in Eukaryota, Viridiplantae, Streptophyta, Magnoliopsida, Solanales, Solanaceae.